Argiope bruennichi is the source of this 1107-nucleotide messenger RNA. RefSeq names its product rRNA methyltransferase 2, mitochondrial-like (gene Mrm2). Gene Ontology annotation, cellular component: mitochondrion. The coding region runs from base 216 to 980 and encodes 254 amino acids. Gene Ontology annotation, biological process: RNA methylation. The record is from RefSeq and is a predicted model, not a curated record. NCBI's taxonomy places the organism in Eukaryota, Metazoa, Arthropoda, Arachnida, Araneae, Araneidae. Gene Ontology annotation, molecular function: rRNA (uridine-2'-O-ribose)-methyltransferase activity. The transcript has 2 exons.
AUAAACAUGAAGGAUGAGCGAUUCAGUCUAAUGUCAGAAACUUGCAUUCUGAAAUUAUAUUAUGUAUGUCUCAAUCUUCAACUGUGAUCAAUUAAGAAAAAAACCUUUUAAUUUCAUACAUUUAAAAGAUGACUAUUAUUUAAUUUCUUAGUACUGAUUGUUUAAAUAUAAGCUAUCCUAAAAUUGAGAAUUUAACAAAAUUAGUGUGGCAGAAUAUGAAAGUUUUAAAAACAGUACAAUAUAUGUUUUAUGUUCAUGCAAGAAAUAUCAGUUUGAGUAAUAUUUCUCACAAAACAGUUCCAACAAAUUUAAAAGGAAAAUCUAAGAGCUCCCAAGAGUGGCUUACUAGACAACUGAACGAUGAGUAUGUUAAAAGAUCGAGGUAUCAUGGAUAUCGAUGUAGAAGUGCUUUCAAGCUAUUAGAAAUAGAUGAGAAGUAUAAAAUUUUAAAACCUGGUGAUGCCGUCGUAGACUGUGGUGCUGCACCUGGGUCGUGGACACAAGUUGUUGUGAAUAAGUUAAAACUCGAUAAGGAAACUGCAGAUGGUAAACCUCGAAAGGGAGUAGCAAUUGCUGUGGAUCUUCAACAUAUAGAAUCUAUUAAAGGUGCAAUUGUGAUACCAGAAUCAGAUUUCACUCAACUUGAAGUUCAAGAAAAGAUAAAAAGUUUUUUGCCAUCUGGACAAGCAAAUACUAUAUUGAGUGAUAUGGCUCCAAAAGCAUCUGGCACUCCAGAACUUGACUCGGCAGCACUCAUGCGUCUUGUAUAUAGUGCCUUGAAAUUUUCAUACAUGGUACUGAAGAAUAAUGGUACAUUUGUAUGUAAAGUAUGGGAUGGACAAGAUGUUGACAAAUUUUAUCAGACAUUGCAGAAUUUGUUUACAAAUGUAAAACGUUGUAAACCCAAAGCUAGUCGAUCUGAUUCAUCUGAACUGUAUUUAAUAGCGACUGGAUUCAAAAGACCUGAAAAUAAAAUUUGAUUUUAAUUGUUUUAUUUGCCAUUUGACUAGGGUUUUAGCUUAUAUAAAAUUGUACUUUAACAAUAUUUUCAUAUAUAGAUUAUAAUUUUACUUGAAUUGCAAUAAAAUUAUACUGUUUACUUUGUUA